CGUACAUAUGGAGUUUUAAUACAACAAAAUCACGUGACAGGAAAGCCCCAGCCCUCAUGCGUCAUCCUGCGAGAAAUAUAUUUAUAUAUGUACGGAAGUAGCUUCGAACUUAUCAACUAGAACCAAAAGACAAGGUGACGUCUUCCAGAACAGCUUCCAAAAAUGGCACUUUUCUGACUUUCUUUUUUACGUUUAAAAAACAAAAAAACAUUUGAUGGUCAUCGCCGCAAUGGUGCACAUCCACAGCACCAUCCUUUUUUUCUUUGCUGCAUGCUGCCGGUUGCGUUUGGCGUUUUGUUUGGACCACUGCGGACAUUCGCUUCAAGUGUUGGACAGCGACGUGGGCGAGAUCAGGAGUUCCACUUACCACACUUACUCCUACCGUUUCGGUUCCACGUACGACUGCUGGCUCAUUAAAGGUUCCGUGGGAGAACCGGUCGUCCUCAGCUUCUCGCAGUUUUCGGCUCGGUGUAGGAAGGAGUGGCUGUCCAUCAAAUCGUCGGCCAGCGACACGCCGCUCGUUCUUUGUGGUUCAAAAUUGCCGCCGCCGAUGGAAUUCCCGUGGGGAAAUAUCACAGUGGUGCAUCACUUCUUGCCGCAUAUAUACCCAGUGUCGUCAUUUCGCUUGAGUUACGCCAGAGAUGGCUACUCUGGCGAAUGCCCACUGACGUCGUUCGAAUGCCUGAGUGGUCGUUGCCUCCCCCUAGCGUGGCGUUGCAACGGGCAGGUGGAGUGUCUGGGGGAAGGGGACGGACUCGGCACGGACGAGGAGGACUGUGGUGCUGAAGCGAUCCCGACCGGAACCGCGGAGAGGAACGGUGUCGGGGACUUUGAGGAUGAAAGUUCCUUUUUGAAAAGCCUGGAGGUUCACAAGUCCCAGGCGCAGGAUAGGAAAGAACCUGUCGUAACGCCCACUCCCAUCGAGUGGGCGUGCGGAGGACUUCUUCAGACCUUCUACGGGACUUUCUCUCCUCCUGCUCCUCGGGGCAUUCCUUUACUCUGCAUUUGGACUCUGGACCCGGAAGACCCCCGUCCCUUGAGGCUGGACCUGCAGCAGCUGGUGCUAGGACGUGGGGACACGCUCACGGUCCGGAACAGAGCGCAAGGAAAUGGAGACGUCAUUAAAAUUAUCACGAGCGCCUCCAAUUAUAAAUCGGUGCAAGUGGAGUCCCGCACCGGUCUGCUGUCUCUGACGUACGUGACGCUUCCCGGCUCGGAGGGAAGCGGAUUCAACGCGACCUUCCGUGUGGGGGGCUACUGCCCGCCCUGGGAAGGUCGCUGCGGCGGCUCCUCGGGGGGCUGCUUCACACGGGAGCAACGCUGCGACGGUAAAUGGGAUUGCCCCGAGACCGGCAAGGACGAGGAGGGUUGCCGGGGCUGCGGCAGGGACCGCUUCGCCUGUGGGAUCCCGGGCCAGAGGCCGGCGACGUCCGGACGCUUCGCCGGACGACCCGUGUGUUACAACGCCAGCGAGCGCUGCAACUACCAGUUAUAUUGUCCCGACGGUGGCGACGAGAGGGACUGCACGGUGUGCCAGCCCGGAACAUUCCACUGUGACAGCGACAGGUGCGUGUUUGAGAGCUGGCGAUGCGACGGCCAGGUGGAUUGCAAGGAUGGCACGGACGAACUGAACUGCACCAUUACCCUGCCUCGCAAGGUCAUCACCGCGGCGACGGUGGGCAGCCUGAUUUGCGGGCUGCUGUUGGUCAUCGCUAUGGGCUGCACCUGUAAGCUGUACUCGCUGCGGACCAGAGAGUACAGCAUGUUUGCGCCGUUCAACCGACAUGAGGCGGAGCUGAUUCAGCAGCAAGCACCGCCCUCUUACGGUCAGCUGAUUGCACAAGGCAUUAUACCCCCAGUAGAGGACUUCCCUACAGAGAGCCCCAAUGAGACUUCACCCUUAUCCCUGAGGGGAAUACUCCAGCUCCUUCGCCAGGACGCAGUCACGUCCCCGCACCGGAGACGCCGGCCCCGCUUCAUCCGCCGCGCCGUCCGCCGCAUGAGGAGGUGGGGUCUGAUUCCCAGGCAGCCGUCACGACCCUCUCAGGAGCCCGACGCAGGGCAGCGGCCGCCCGACGGGGCUCCUCCAUACCGGGAGCCGUCUCGCGUCGCUCCCGCCGGCUCCUCGUCUUCCGCAGAAUCCGCCGACCGACCUGCGUCUCGGAAAUUGGGCCUGUCGCCUCAGGCUCCGCCUCCAUCGUCGGUUUCCCCGCCUCCGCCUCCGUACGCGCCGCCCGCCCCGCCACUGGUGACGCCGCGAGCGACCGCCCCGCCGAACGUUCCCUCUCUGGCCUCCAUCUUCCACACGCUGAGCCUGAGCCUACCCUUGUUCAGACCGUCGCCCUCAUCCUCGCCCGGCAAUUCCGUGCCUCUCUCGGCCUCCCCUUCCUUCUCCUCGUCUUCUUCCUCGGACGACGACGUGCUGCUCAUCCCGCUCGCCGACGCCGCCUCAGACACCACCUCGGACACCACCUCGGACGAUGACGUGCCCAUGCUCACUUGAAACUAGUGCCUUUUUUCUGUUGUUUAAUUGCUUUCGGAAUUUGAAAUCAAGUAUUUUACCAUUUAGAAGAGCAACUUGAAGACGAUUUAGAGCAGUGUUUCCCAGAUAUUUAUCCAAAACGUCGCAGAAAGAUCAAGAUUUUGACACAAGUCCGGAGACGGUCUUCAGAAAAUGUGUACCACUUUCCCUAUUUAAGUGCCUUUUUUAAAUCCCACCCCCUCACAGAUGGUUCCCCGACCUCCACGCUGCACAGAACACGCACUGUCUCGCUGGCAAUAACCCUUCAGAUGCGGGUUUUAGUGCUGUUUUCCCUCAACCCUUCACAAGACUGUAUGCAAAUGUGUCCCUUUGAUGGUGGUUUUUAGGAUGUGUGUGAGAGAGAUUGAGACCGCAACCCCCUCCCCGGUUCAUUUUGACACUCGUGCCAUUUGGAUAAUUACUCGUCGCUUUUUGUGGAAUGUAUCGAAUAGCUCGGAGAUUUUUAACUUUGCAAUUCAUCGAGAUGAGAAGUUUAUUAGGGUCAAUUUCACUGUAUAUAAGUCAAAAAUGUGGCUGCGAUUAAACGAUUUGCACUUUU
Molecule: messenger RNA, 3080 nt
Organism: Corythoichthys intestinalis (scribbled pipefish)
Lineage: Eukaryota; Metazoa; Chordata; Actinopteri; Syngnathiformes; Syngnathidae
Gene: lrp10
Product: low density lipoprotein receptor-related protein 10
Exons: 10
Coding region: 215-2503 (762 amino acids)
Cellular component (GO): plasma membrane
Molecular function (GO): low-density lipoprotein particle receptor activity; protein binding
Source: RefSeq, a predicted model, not a curated record